Messenger RNA from Cynocephalus volans (Philippine flying lemur), 2474 nucleotides. Its product is annotated as ATPase family AAA domain-containing protein 3. Lineage: Eukaryota; Metazoa; Chordata; Mammalia; Dermoptera; Cynocephalidae. Gene Ontology annotation, biological process: mitochondrion organization. The transcript is spliced from 16 exons. The record is from RefSeq and is a predicted model, not a curated record. Gene Ontology annotation, cellular component: mitochondrion. Gene Ontology annotation, molecular function: ATP binding; ATP hydrolysis activity; zinc ion binding. The coding region runs from base 67 to 1830 and encodes 587 amino acids.
CGGCUGGCAGUCGCGCGAGGCACGCUCGGGUUGCGGUCUUGGUGGCUGCGGCGGCGCUCGUGGAUCAUGUCGUGGCUUUUCGGCCUCAACAAAGGCCCCAAGGGCGAAGGCGCGGGGCCGCCGCUGCCUUUGCCGCCCGCGCAGCCCGGGGCCGAGGGCGGCGGGGACCGCGGCGCGGGAGACCGGCCGGCCCCCAAGGACAAAUGGAGCAACUUCGACCCGACGGGCCUGGAGCGCGCGGCCAAGGCGGCGCGCGAGCUGGAGCACUCGCGCCACGCAAAGGAUGCACUGAGUCUUGCGCAGAUGCAGGAGCAGACGCUGCAGAUGGAGCAACAAGCCAAGCUCAAAGAAUACGAGGCCGCUGUGGAGCAGCUGAAGAGUGAGCAGAUCCGAGUGCAGGCUGAGGAAAGAAGGAAGACCUUGAGCGAGGAGACGCGGCAGCACCAGGCUAGGGCCCAGUACCAGGACAAGCUGGCCCGGCAGCGCUACGAGGAUCAGCUGAAGCAGCAGCAAUUUAUCAAUGAGGAGAAUCUGCGGAAGCAGGAGGAAUCUGUGCAGAAGCAGGAGGCCAUGCGGAGAGCCACCGUGGAGCGGGAGAUGGAGCUGCGACAUAAGAAUGAGAUGCUGCGGGUUGAGGCUGAGGCACGUGCCCGGGCCAAGGCCGAGCGGGAAAACGCGGACAUUAUCCGUGAGCAGAUCCGCCUGAAGGCUGCUGAGAACCGCCAGACCAUCCUGGAGUCCAUCAGGACAGCUGGUGCCCUGUUUGGGGAAGGAUUCCGUGCCUUUGUGACAGACUGGGACAAGGUGACAGCCACAGUGGCUGGACUGACACUGCUGGCCGUUGGGGUCUAUUCCGCCAAGAAUGCCACGGCUGUCGCUGGCCGUCAUAUCGAGGCCCGAUUGGGGAAGCCGUCGUUGGUGCGGGAGACAUCCCGCAUCACGGUCCUGGAGGCAUUGAGACACCCCAUCCAGGUCAGCAGGCGGCUUCUCAGCAGGCCCCAGGAUGCCUUGGAGGGCGUCGUCCUCAGUCCCAGCCUGGAGGCACGGGUGCGCGACAUCGCGAUAGCCACGAGGAACACCAAGAAGAAUAAGAGCCUGUACCGGAACAUUCUGAUGUAUGGGCCACCGGGCACCGGCAAGACACUGUUUGCCAAGAAACUCGCCCUGCACUCGGGCAUGGACUACGCCAUCAUGACAGGUGGGGACGUAGCCCCCAUGGGGCGGGAAGGCGUGACUGCCAUGCACAAGGUCUUCGACUGGGCCAACACCAGCCGGCGAGGCCUCCUGCUCUUUGUAGAUGAAGCCGAUGCCUUCCUCAGGAAGCGAGCGACCGAGAAGAUCAGUGAGGACCUCAGGGCCACCCUGAACGCCUUCUUGCACAGGACCGGCCAGCACAGCAGCAAGUUUAUGCUAGUCCUGGCCAGCAACCAGCCCGAGCAGUUCGACUGGGCCAUCAACGACCGCAUCGACGAGAUGGUCAGCUUCGACCUGCCGCGGCAGGAGGAGCGGGAGCGCCUGGUGAGAAUGUAUUUUGACAAGUAUGUCCUUAAGCCGGCCACAGAAGGAAAGCAGCGCUUGAAGCUGGCCCAGUUUGACUACGGGAAGAAGUGCUCGGAGAUUGCUCAGCUGACAGAGGGCAUGUCGGGCCGGGAGAUCUCCCAGCUUGCCGUGGCGUGGCAGGCCAUGGCGUACGCAUCCGAGGACGGUGUCCUCACCGAGGCCAUGGUGGACGCCCGCGUGCAGGAUGCCAUCGAGCAGCACCAGCAGAAGAUGCGCUGGCUGACGGCACAGGGACCCAGGCCCGGGGGAGGCCAGCCCCCGUCUCCCUGAGGCUGCAGCCAGACUGGGCAGGGUCUGGACGCCUUGGACACACCGGCCAGGUGGCCUUUCUGGAAGGAAGCGCCGGCCACCACGUUCCCUCUUCCCUCUCCCCUUUAGCAUUUUUAAAUAUCUCUUUGACCGGGGCCAGGGUGCAGCUGUGGGCAUCUGUGUGGUGGGUUCAGCUCCUCUGACCCCCAGAAUACCCUUCCCACUGUGGGCACUGGCUGGGGAGGGAUAGGCCCGCUUCCUGCCUCACAGGAGGCUCUUCGGGGAUUUCCAAGCCCAGCUCAGAGGGCAGGUGCUGCUGAGCUGUAGCUGUGACCAGCAGUAUCAGGGCCUAGUCCUUGUUCUCAGCUCCCGUGGGGAGAGCCAGGCUUGGGGUGGUGCUGGAGGGACCAGGCUGAGAGGGAGGCAGCCCUGAGCUGCCCAGCCUUUGGCCAAAGUGCUGCUGCCUGCUGUGGCCCGCAGGUCCUCACCCUGUACAUGUUUGUGACUGUGAUAGACCCUGGGGUGGGGAGGGGGCUACAUCUAAGGCUGGACAACCCCAGUGGCCAGUGGCAUCCAGGACUUUAUGGCUGCCCCAGCCAAGAGGAUUCACCCGCUCCGCCCAUGAUUGGAGCUGGGGUCUUUUUAUCCAGAACCAAAUAAAAACU